UUUUUUUUUUCUUAUAGUUGCUAUGAACGAUAAUCAAAACAAUGGAGAAGAAAUGACUUGGAAGUCUUUGAACGAUAUGAUCACACCAACUUAUUCUCCAUCGCCUUCACCCACGUCAACACCUUUAGGAGUAAAAAGAUCAAGGAUUAGUAGAGCUUGUGACAUAUGCCGAAGAAAGAAAACAAAAUGUGAUGCGACUGAGACAAGGAAAUGUAAGGCUUGUAUACAAUAUGGAUGGGAGUGCACUUUUAAUGAUACAACGAAAAAGAGAGGUCCUCCAAAAGGUUACAUUGAGAGUCUGGAGAAUAGACUUAAGAAAAUGGAAAAUUUAUUAGAACAAAUGCAACAUCAGGAUAAACCUGAAUCAACUGCAGAUGAACCAGAGGAACCACCUAGAAAGAGACGCGAGCCUUCUAUAGUAGAAUUACCAGCAUCUAUAGAACAUAGUAAAACUGCCAGCUACCUCGGCAGCUCAUCUGGAUAUUAUUUAGUGAGAGAUAUUCUAUCAACAGAUAAAGAAGUCAUUGAGAAAGUGGAUCAAUAUCCGAGGAUAUCUAGUGUCACCGGUGUAGAAAAUAAAGGCCCCGUCGCAUUCCGUAAAAUUAAUACAACAGAUGACGAUGUGAUGAUUGUAUGUGAUAAAACAUUAGCUGAACAUAUGGGACAAGUAGAAGCAGACAAAUCACGAAUCAACUCUGAUAUUGCGCCUAAAGAAUUACUAGAUGAACUUAUCUUAAAGUUUUUCGAAUUGAAUCAUGCCGUUUUGCCUGUAGUUGAUAAGCAGCCUUUUCUUGACGCUUAUUACGGCAGAAUCCAGCCUCCUCCAGCCACAGUAUUGAUGUACGCCAUUUGGGCACACACUUGCUCACUUUUAUCAAUAGACGAUCCUUUAUUUGUAAAGUACAAUGUCGAUCGAGAACAACUUUAUGAUGUACUUUGGGAGCACACUUCAAGUAUCUUGAGACUAGAAUACUUGACUCCAAGAUAUGCAACUAUUCAAGCAUUAGUGCUCAUUUGUACAUAUCCAACUACAUAUAAAACAUUUCACAGAAAUUGGAUAAGAGCAGGCAUGGCAGUUAGAAUGGCACAGGAACUUGGGUUACACAGAACCAUGGAAAAAUUACCACUGACAAAAGAAAUGACUGAGGCGCGUAAACGGCUGUGGUAUUGCGUUUAUAUCACAGAUAGGUGGUGCUGUGCUGUGUUAGGACGACCUUUAGCUAUUUCUGAUGCCGACUGUGACAUUGAAUUGCCUGAUAUCACGCAUAAUGGCAAUGACUAUACUGUUUUUGUAAACUUUGUCAAGCUUUCGGGCAUCUUGGGCGAGGUGUUAUCUCGUAUUUAUUCUCCUAAAGCAAAAUCUCACGGAAGCAAAAGCAUGCAGACGUAUCAUACAGUACAGAGUAUACAUUUCAUGUUGAAUGACUGGCUACAGCAACUACCUAACCAUUUACGGAUUGAGUUGCAAGAUAUGAAUACAGCCUUAAACCACGGCAAUAUAAAAUUUGAAGAGGCCGGCCCUUUGAUGAUUUGCUAUCACUUUGUCCUCAUCUUACUCUAUCGUAUUUUCUUGGUGGCAAACAGGAGCGAAGUAUUACCUGAGCUAUUUGACAGGGCAAACGAGUGUUGUACUACAGCUGCAAAAAGUAUAGUUGACAUCGCGAGAAGACUAUCUGCCUCUGCUGUUGUUUGUUUCGGUGUUAACUUUGCCGGUUAUGCCAUAUUCCAAGCUAGUCUUAUACAUGUAUAUAACUCAACUAGUUCAAACCCUGAAGUUGCAAGAGCAGCAAAAGCUUAUGUGAAUAUUAGUAUAGAAGAAUGUAUUAAGCCCCUCGCAAAGACUGUACACUGUAUCCCGAAGACUAGUUUGGGAUUAAUACAGGCACUGAUGGAACUUACUGGGGCAAACAAAGACGGGCCAAAGUCAGCAAACGAUGUAUCAAACGACAUUGCUAACAACACCACUACUACACCGUCCACUUUUCGCCCAUCUCCACCUAAACCGCAACCAUCACCCAUGAGUAUGCACGCAAUUGUAUCAGAUUGGGAAAGUAAUACAGGUUCAAAUAGUACGUACAAUAACGGAGGAUUACCAGCAAUGCAGGCACCGGAGCCAUUUAAUAAUAACAACUCAACAGCAGCAUGGCAAUCUCUAUUUGCAUCAGCAGGAGCACCAUUUUUCGAAAAUGAGAGUGAUUGGCAAGUGAUGUUGUCUUCUUUAUUUGAUGAAAAUCAAAUGAAAGCGAUCAAUAAUUCUUUUAUUUAAACAAGACUAAAUGUCUUUUUUUUUUUUAAUCAAGUGUAAAAUCUACCAAAGUAUGCUUUCUGCUUAAAGAAAGCAAAAUAGUGUUCUUUUCAGAGUUUAUUUUGUCAUCUUUGGCAUUAAAAGCGUCCAAGUUCAGCCUCAGAUUGUCCAAAAUACUUUUGUAACACUAUAAAACACAUUACUGCUUUACUCUAUUUUUUUUUUUUCUUUUUCUUUC
Molecule: messenger RNA, 2483 nt
Organism: Rhizopus microsporus ATCC 52813
Lineage: Eukaryota; Fungi; Mucoromycota; Mucoromycetes; Mucorales; Rhizopodaceae
Exons: 9
Coding region: 53-2266 (737 amino acids)
Biological process (GO): regulation of DNA-templated transcription; DNA-templated transcription
Molecular function (GO): DNA-binding transcription factor activity, RNA polymerase II-specific; zinc ion binding; DNA binding
Source: RefSeq, a predicted model, not a curated record